AUGUCAAAAAACGAUGUAGUUAGUCAGGAUUCUAAUUUUAUUAAAUGUGAAACAACAGAUGUUGAAAAGGAUUUGUCAAAACGUGAUAGAGAAAUUAACAGAACAGAAAUAGAAGACAAUGCAACAAAUACUCUAGCAGGAUCACAAGCUGCUGUCAAAACAGAAAUAACUUCUCACCAUACUGAAACAUAUAAUAAAAGAUCUCAAGAAAAUGGGGAACAUAAAAACAUAGCUUUAGAAACUUAUAUGGAAGAUAAUACAAUUGAAUCAUCCGAAUCUAAUGAUGAUACUAUUAUGCCAAUUGAAAACUGUGUUGCAACAAUUGGAGAAGAAACAAAUGAUAGUACACCACAAACUAGUGGUGUCACUGAAGGUUUUUUCAAUAUUAACAACCUAAAUAAGGGUCAAAAUGAAAAAGUGUCUCGAAGAAAAGUUAAGCUAGUUGUGAAACGAUAUGAAUGCUAUAUUUGUAAAAAAUCUUUUGCUCAAAGUAGUCAAUUAACAUAUCAUCUACGAACGCAUACAGGUGAGAAACCUUAUGAAUGUGAUGUAUGCAAGAAGGCAUUUACUCAAAGAAUUCAUUUAACUACACAUUUGCGCAUCCACACUGGUGAAAAGCCCCACGAAUGUGAUAUAUGUAAGAAGUCUUUCACUGAUAGAGGAAAUCUAGGAAGGCAUGUAAAAUUACAUGUUGGUAUGAAACCAUAUGAAUGUGAUAUAUGCCAUAAAUCCUUUGUGCAAAAUAGUCAUUUGACAAGCCAUUUGAGAUCACACACUGGAGAGAAGCCCUUUGAAUGUGAAUUUUGCAAGAAAGGAUAUUCUCAAAGGUAUUUAUUGACCAUACAUUUGCGCUCUCAUACAGGUGAAAAACCUUACGUUUGUGAAAUAUGUCAAAAAGCAUAUAAUGCUUUAGGAAAUUAUACAAAACAUUUAAAAACUCAUUAUGGGGAGAAGAAAUUUGAGUGCAAUAUGUGUGAAGAAUCAUUUACACAAAAGUAUCAAUUGAGUAUUCAUCUUCGUACUCACACUGGUGAAAAAGUUUAUGAGUGCAGUGUUUGCAAAAAAACCUUUUGUCAAAAUCGUACAUUAACAAAUCAUAUUAAAAAACAUUUUACACAAACAUUGCGUGAAUAA
Messenger RNA from Ctenocephalides felis (cat flea), 1134 nucleotides. Its product is annotated as zinc finger protein 525-like. The record is from RefSeq and is a predicted model, not a curated record. The transcript is spliced from 2 exons. Lineage: Eukaryota; Metazoa; Arthropoda; Insecta; Siphonaptera; Pulicidae. The coding region runs from base 1 to 1134 and encodes 377 amino acids. Gene Ontology annotation, biological process: regulation of transcription by RNA polymerase II. Gene Ontology annotation, molecular function: RNA polymerase II cis-regulatory region sequence-specific DNA binding; DNA-binding transcription factor activity.